This is a messenger RNA of Conger conger (European conger), 3459 nucleotides long. Its product is annotated as protein FAM124A. The transcript has 4 exons. NCBI's taxonomy places the organism in Eukaryota, Metazoa, Chordata, Actinopteri, Anguilliformes, Congridae. The record is from RefSeq and is a predicted model, not a curated record. Bases 38 to 1789 code for a protein of 583 amino acids.
CGACGGCUGCGGGAAUAGCGGUUCGCUGUGCAUCUGCAUGCCCCCUUGUCCAUCGUCAGCUGCGCGUAAAGUUAUUUUCUUUUCAAAUUUCUUUGGCGACACUAUACAACAUCCGAUUCGCCCAAAGAAAAAAUGUAAUAUCAACAUGUCUUUAUCAUCUGAAAUGGAGAAGAAUUCCACCGAAGAUGACUGUGUGGACUCAGGAGCGGAGACAGGAGGGUCUGACAACAGCCCCAUGUCUUCAGCCAGCAGCGAGCUUUCGGCCGGCGAGCUGCAGGACCCCUUCCUGGUCAGCGUGCACAUCAUCAGCGACCCGGGCCAGGCCCCGCCCCUCCAGUGCGCGGCCGACGCCCUGCUCUCCUGGGUGCACCCCGAGCUGCAGCUGUUCCGCGUCUCCGAGCGCGCCGCCUGGCAACAGCGGCCCAAGCGGCCGCGCGCGCCCUGCCCCGGCCAGCAGAGGGCGCUGUCCGUCAUCCUGUUCCUGCAGGAGGAGGAGGAGUCCCACGGGCUGCCCCGCCCCCUGCGCGCCCUGCAGGCCCCGCCCUGGCGGUACCACCACACGGAGCGCGUGGGCGGCAGGCUCCUCCCCCUGGCGCCCUGCGGGCAGGACUUCUUCAGCCUGGCGCCCGGGACGCCGCUGUGGGCCGUGCGCCAGGUGCAUUAUGGGAAGGAGAUCAUCCGCUUCACCGUGUACUGCCGGCACCACACGUUCGGGGACAUGGUGCGGAUGUACCGGCUGCUGCUGCAGCGCCCCCUGGCUCAGCGGAGGGAGGACUUCUGCUUCUUCCUGGUGUACUCCUGCCAUGACACGGAGAUCCAGCUGUCCUUCAAACGGCUGCCCCGCGGCCAGAGCCCCGCCCCCACGGACUCCGCCGUCAUGGAGAUCCGCGUGCGCGACGUGGGCGGGCUGGUGCCCCUGCUGCCCCGCCCCUGCACCCCCAUCAGCCCCGUGCGCUGGCAGACCGAGGACUACGACGGCAACAAGAUCCUGCUGCAGGUCCGAGGGUCCGCCCGAUACCGUCGGCGGCACACCAUCGCCAAGUUCACCUACCUGCCAGCAGACCCCUCCCUCGUGUCCGUGACCCCGCCCCAUGAGCCCUCCCCUGGCCCCGCCCCCUCGCUCAGGAAAGGCCCGCCUUCCCACCGGAGCCGGCGCCUCAGCCAGACCUCGCCCCGCCCCCGCCACCACGCCCCCGCCUGCUCGUCCAGCCGGGACCUGCGGCAGGCCCGUAAGGGGGAAGAGGGGGCGGAGCCGAACACUGACCCCGAGGCCCCCGGGGCCUGGUGGGCGGGGCAUCGGAGUCGCUCGCUCUUCUGCCUGCCCUCAGCGGGCGGGGCGUCGUCCGCCCGCUCCGCCCCCUCUCCCGCUCACUCCGCCCCCUCCCCCGCCCACUCCGCCCACUCCCGCUGCUCCUCGCUGGCCCCGCCCGUGCGGCUGAAGGAGGAGGCGCUGGAGGGCGGGGAGGAGACUGAUGUGGACACAGGGCGUGCGGUGGGGGGAGGGGAGGACCUGUCUGUGGUGUCGGCCUACUCCUGCCCCCGGCCCAGGCCGCGCCCGCUCUCCGCCCCUCCUCAGGACCCCGUGCCCUCCUUCUCAGCCCUGUCCUGUGGCUCCAUGCCCCUGCUGGUUACCCACGCCCCCCUGUCGGACGAUGACUCCUCUGCCCUGCACAAGACCCCCCUACAGAACACCUGCCUCCCAUUGGCUGCACGGGAGGAUGGGCGGAGCAGAGGGGCAGAACAGAGCUCUGGGAACAGACCUGCUGAGGAGGAGGAGUUUUACAUCUGAGUGACAGCUGGGGGGCGGAGCUGAGCACACUGCAGCUCCCUGUGUUAUUACAUCUGAGUGUACUCAGCACUGCAGAGAGGAGCAGGGUUAUACUCACACACACACUCACACCACACUCACACCACACUCACACACACACACACACACACACACACACUCACACCACACUCACACCACACUCACACACACACUCACACACACACUCACACCACACUCACACCACACACACACACACACAAACACACACUCUCACACACACACACACACACACACAAACACACACACACACACACAUGUGCAGACACACACACACACACAUACACACUCACACACACACACACUGCAGGCACACACACACACCACACACACACACGUGCAGACACACACACACACACACACGUGCAGACACUCUCACACACACACACACACACACUCACACACACAUACACACACACUGCAGGCACACACACACACCACACACACACACACACACACAUGCAGACACUCACACACACACACAUACACACUCACACACACACACACACGUGCAGACACACACACACACAUACACACCACAUACACACGUGCAGACACACACACACACACACACAUGCAGACACUCACACACACACAUACACACUCACACACACACACACACACGUGCAGACACACACACACACACACACACACAUGUGCAGGCACACACAGAUACACAUUCUGAUACAUACACACUCACACACGCACACUACACACACAGACACAGACACACACACACACACACGUGCACAUUCUCACACACAUAUACACACACCCUUACACUCACACACACACACAGACAGUUACACACACAGACACACUCACACCAGUGCACACACUGUAGUGUUAUAGUAACUCACUACAUUUUAAUAUGUCUGAGAUCAGCGAUCAAGGUGGCAGUGAAGGACACAGCAUCCUGUCAGGUUCAGUAGCCUGAUUGUCAUCAUCAUUGUCAUGGUAUGUUUUUUAAAUGCAAAUGUACAGUUUCCCUUGCUCCCUUAGGAACCGGAAAUUAAUUUGUGUCAGGGGCAUGAGAGUCUCGUCUUAAUCACACAAACCCUAUAUUCUGCUAUGCUGAAAAUUAUGUAUACUGCAAGGGACAUUCAAUAAAAAUAGAUUAACAUUUAGAAAAAUAUCUAUAUUUUCCAUGGAAUAUGUUGUUUGUCAUCCAAGACAUUUGUAUUAAAUAAAAUGUCUCUGCUGUGUCUCAGGAGCUCAUGAAAGGGUGUAAAUAAUGGAAAUAUGCGAGCAACCAAUCACAAAUAUUUUUUUACUCUGGUAAGUGGUCAAUUUACUAUGUUUAAGACUGAACACCAGAAUGCUGUCUGAAAUCGGACAGUCGUGAGCAGGAGAAUGAUGCGUAUGAUGCAUUGGGAAAGAACAGCCGUGGAAAUCACUGUGAUCCCUCACGCCCUCUGGUGGAGAACAGUGAGAGUUGCAUUCUGAAACGGAUUUGGCGCCAGUGUCUGUGCCAGGUGUGGAAUGCUACUUCCUGUAGGGUUUUAAUGAUAUGCAGGUCUCAUAGCAAUGUUUUUUAACAUAAAAACUUAAAUGCUGUAUUUCUAAGAUUGUGUAAGAAAUGCUUUUCAAUAUGUAUGACUGCACAGUGCAGCAUAUUUGUAAAACAAAUAAUA